Molecule: messenger RNA, 4148 nt
Organism: Cannabis sativa
Lineage: Eukaryota; Viridiplantae; Streptophyta; Magnoliopsida; Rosales; Cannabaceae
Exons: 15
Coding region: 208-3966 (1252 amino acids)
Biological process (GO): protein ubiquitination
Molecular function (GO): ubiquitin protein ligase activity
Source: RefSeq, a predicted model, not a curated record
UCGAAACGUUUGCCGCGAAACGCAACAUUCAAUAUCCGAUCGAAACGUUUACGAUAUUUUCCCUCAUUUCGGUUUCUCCUCCAAACUCCAUAGCUCAUUAGCUUCGAUACCUUCAUCUUCAUCAUCUUCAUGCACAGACGAAUAUACUCGCUUUUACUCACACUCUCAGAAUCUGAUUUGUAAAAAAGCCAAUUCUUUGAGUACGCGAUGGAAAUGGAUUUGAUUGCGAGUGGCGUGGCUGAAGAAGACGCUGUUCUUGAACUUGAUGAUUACAAUAAUAGUGAUGUUGCUAAUUUCGGAGGUGAAAGAUGUGGUAUUUGCAUGGAUAUUAUCAUUGAUAGAGGGGUUCUUGAUUGUUGUCAGCACUGGUUCUGUUUUGUAUGCAUUGAUAAUUGGGCUACAAUCACAAACCUUUGCCCUCUUUGUCAAAAUGAGUUUCAAUUGAUCACUUGUGUUCCUGUAUACGAUACUAUUGGGAGCAGCAAAGUUGACGACGACUCUUAUUCUAGAGAUGAUGAUUGGUCCAUCGAAGGGAAGAAUAACACUCUCUCUUUUCCGUCCUAUUAUAUUGAUGAAAAUGCAGUUAUCUGCUUGGAUGGAGAGGGUUGCAAAAUUCGAAGUGGAUCAGUCACUGCCGAGGGAGAUUCCAAUCUUGAUACAUCAAUUGCUUGUGAUUCAUGUGAUUUAUGGUAUCAUGCUUUCUGUGUGGGAUUUGAUCCUGAAAGUACUUCUGAGAAUACUUGGUUAUGCCCAAGGUGUAUUGUUGACGAGGUUUCACCAAAGCCAGAUGAUAAUUUAGAACACGGUUCGAACUAUCCUUGUAGUUCUGAAAAUGCAAAUACAGAGUGUGCGGCCAGGGACACUUACUCUAAGAAGGUGUCUAUCUCUGUUGCUGAUGCUGGGGAAACAGCUAUAGUUGUCUCUAUGGUUGGAGAUGGUAAAUUAGCUGAAGAACCAAGGGAGAUUAUUCAGCCAAAAAUUGAAGUUGAUGAGGAAUUGGUUACUCAAACUUUUAUCUUGACUUCUGAAGAUGAUAGUCAGAAGUUGACAGCAUCAUCCAUGGAAAUAUCAACAACUCAUCCGACUUUGAAAGCUCGGGAACUUGAACUGUCCUUAUCAUGUGAUAUAUCCUUAAAUGCUGAUAAAUCCCUAAAUGAGCGUAGUAGUUUUGGAGGCAAUAAAAUUUCUUCAGUGGAGUUAGCUGAGGAAUCACACAUCAGUAACAUUCCCUCUGAUAAUAGUUCUGUUAUGGGUGUUCAUCUCGGUCUUUCUGUGGGAUCAUUCUUGUCUGUUGAUGAAAUGGACAAUAAUGGAACUAAAGAUCAAAUGAAUGAAGAUGUAAAAGAGAACAACGAUUCAAAGGAGCAUAUAUGUAAAGCUGAUAAGACUAUAGCCAAUGCCAAAGUGAAUGUGCCUGGAACGACUGCUGUAAAGAGAAAGCAUUCGAACUGCAGGGAUGGUGAGAAAAAGAGUGAGAUAGAAACUUCUUCAAAGAAAAUAAAAACUGAGGAGGGGAUUCAACCGAUUUCGCCUGAGGACAAGACCAGGUCAUAUGCCUUAGAUGACUCCAAAAAUGGCAUGAUGAUUGAAAAUCCUACUGAUUAUAAGGAUGUUCGUCCUGAAAAGGGUAAUGCCCCUGCUGACAUAAUGAGUAUUGUUCAAGGGAAAAACCGUAAAACUUCCAAGAGGACUCGAUUACCAAAUACUGGUGAUAAAUCUUCAAAAGAACCAGAAAACAUGGCUGGUUUGAGAGUAAAGAAGAUCAUGAAGAGAACUGCUGAGGACAAUGAGUCAUCUGCGGCAGUUCAAAAUCUAAGAAAAGAAAUAAGAGAAGCAGUUCGUAGCAAAUCUGCUAAAGAUAUUGAUGAAAAUCUUUUCGAUCCAAAGCUUCUUGCUGCCUUUAGGGCUGCUGUUUCGGUACCUAAAGAUGAAUCGGUUAAGACUUUGUCGCAUUUGGCUGUGAAAGGAAGAAAGUCAAUUUUGCAGAAGAGUAAGGUGCGUGAGAAUCUAACAAAGAAAAUAUAUGCUACUAAUAAUGGAAGGCGAAAACGUGCAUGGGACCGUGAUUGUGAAGUUGAAUUCUGGAAGCAUCGAUGCCUGACUACUUCAAAGCCUGAAAAGAUUCAAACUUUAAAGUCAGUUCUCGACCUUCUAAGGAAGGAUCCAGAGAACACUGAAACAGAACAAACAUCUGAAAGACAGGGGAGCAAUCCAAUUCUUUCACGGCUAUAUUUAGCUGAUACAUCUGUAUUCCCACGGAAGGAUGAUAUCAAGCCACUAUCUGCUCUUAAAACAUCUGGUGAUUCGGAUAAACAACCCACAGCGGGGAAAUUUCCAAAGGUGUCUAUUAGUGCUUCAAGUUCUGCAGAGACUGACAAGGGUCUGUCAAAGGUUGUUAAAAAGAACAACCUUCCGAGCCAAAAGAGUAAUGCUGCUUCUAGUAAAGCUCAUCCAACCCGACACUCAGAAGGAUCAUCAGUUUCUUCAUUAGGCAGUUCCAAAUCUAAUGCCUCUAAGGAAGUUGCUGCUAAAUCUGAUGAUAUGAAAAAGGAUAAAAGAAAAUGGGCCUUGGAGGUUCUUGCCCGAAAAACAAGUGGUGCACGUGAGGGGGCAGCAAAUGAAAACCAGGAAGACCUUGCCGUGUUUAAAGGAAGUUAUCCUUUGCUAGCUCAGCUACCAAUUGAUAUGAGACCAGCGUUGGCUCCCAGUCGCCACAAUAAAAUUCCCAUGUCAGUGAGACAGGCACAACUUUAUCGCUUGACAGAGCAUCUUUUGAGGAAAGCAAAUCUGCCAGUCAUUCGUAGAACCGCAGAAGCAGAAUUGGCAGUGGCAGAUGCAAUUAAUAUAGAAAAGGCAGUUGCUGACCGAUCGAGCAGCAAGCCGGUGUAUCUGAAUCUAUGUUCCCAGGAGAUAUUGCAUCGAUCAGAAACCAGCAAGUCCAGCGGAGCUCCAGACGUUGAUAACUCAAUUCCAUCUUCAAACUCUACCGAAAAAUCAGGACAAUCUGAAAAAGAAAAUUCAGAUAAUCUUGUAAUUGAGGAUGCAUUGAAAAAUGCUGGUCUCUUUGAUUCUCCUCCUAAUAGUCCAGAUCAAAGCACGGAAAAUCUGCCUGAAGAAGGAUCCUUAAAAAGUAUCAGAGAAGAAGGUCCCGAAGAUGUAAUUGAAAUGGGUGAGGGUCCUGAUCUGGAUAUUUAUGGUGAAUUCGAGUAUGAUUUGGAUGACGAGGACUACAUCGGUGUCGGUGCUGCAAAAGUCUCUAAGGUCAUUCAACCGGAAGAAGGUGCUUCAAAAUUGAAAGUAGUCUUUUCUACAUUUAACUCUGAAAAAUCAGGCACUACAUUGGAUUCGGAAAAGACACAGAAUUCAGAGAUGCUUGGGAAUCAAACUGGCGCAGAAUCAACGAAAGAAGACGGGGUUGAAAAUCCUUGCAUUCCUCAAGAAAAAAUAUUCGGUGAAGAAGGUGAAGAGCCUUCUGUUGCAGAGUGCGAAGAACUCUACGGCCCAGAUAAAGAACCAUUGAUAACUAAAUUUCCAGAAUCGAUAAAGCCUUAUGUUGUAAACAAUGCAGAAGCUUCAGCUGGAAAUGAACCUUCUAAGAGUCACGAAACUAGUGUAGGCCGCAACUCCUCAGCUGGAGAAACUUCACCGAACCGUUCAGAAGUAGGCGAUACUGUUCCACAGAAGGAUAAGAAAUCUAAGGAAGACACUACAAAGCGGCCAGACAAUUCCAUAUCUAAGAAGGUGGAAGUGUACAUCAAAGAACACUUGAGGCCAUUGUGCAAAAGUGGGGUAAUCACAGUUGAACAAUACAGGUGGGCUGUGGCGAAAACAACCGAAAAGGUUAUGAAAUACCAUUCUAACGCCAAGAACGCUAACUUUCUCAUCAAGGAAGGGGAGAAAGUGAAGAAACUUUCUGAGCAGUACGUCGAGACAGCCAAGCAGAAGUCGAAAGGCGAUCUUUCGUAAAGAAUGGACAUGUUGUCAAUUCUCAUAUUGUUCAUGGCUUCCUUCUUUUUCACAUUGUUCCAUUAUUUGGAGCUUUUGGUUCUCCCUUGCUAAUUUUUGUAAAGAUGACACUACUAAACACACAAGGAAGCAUUUUGUACAAGAUUUGAUAAUUCUAAUAGCUAUGUUUUCAUAUUGGCAUC